Messenger RNA from Musca vetustissima, 417 nucleotides. RefSeq names its product NADH dehydrogenase [ubiquinone] 1 alpha subcomplex subunit 11-like. The record is from RefSeq and is a predicted model, not a curated record. The annotation marks the transcript as partial. Gene Ontology annotation, biological process: mitochondrial respiratory chain complex I assembly. NCBI's taxonomy places the organism in Eukaryota, Metazoa, Arthropoda, Insecta, Diptera, Muscidae. The transcript has 3 exons.
UUUUGACAAUUGGCUAAAUUACUGUUUUGUACGAAAUUACGUAAAAUUAGCAGCAGUCAAAAUGGCUCUGUCAAAGACCGGCUACUAUGAUAAACCCGAGGGUCAAGACUUGUUUGGCAAAAUGGUUGCGACCAACACUUAUGCCGCCACAGCCGGUUUGGCUUGGUCCACCGUUGAUGUGUUGAUGUUGACCCAUCCCAAGGGUUAUUUGCCAACUUUGGCUCGCUUUGCCUAUAAUACCGGUCCAAUGAUGGGCAUGGCUUCGGCAUUCACAUUGGCCACAUAUUUGUCGACAAAUGUUCGUGGCAAGGAUGAUAGACUAAACUACUUCAUUGGUGGUUUUGCUGCUGGUGGUGUCUUUGGUGCCUGGAGACGUAGCCAUGUUGCUGGUCUUGUUAUGGGUCUUUUCUUCGGUGA